UUACUAGAAGAAUGAUCAAGGUUCAUAGACUACAUGGAGACAGCAGGAAAAGCUUUUGAAGAGGAGGAAACAGAUAUUGAUGACAGAUAUGGAGAUUUGGAUUCCAGAGCAGAUUCUGAUAUUCCAGAAAUUCCACCAUCCUCAGAUAGAACCCCUGAGAUCCUCAAGAAAGCUCUCUCCGGUUUAUCUUCAAGGUGGAAAAACUGGUGGAUUCGUGGAAUUCUUACUCUAACGAUGAUUUCCUUGUUUUUCCUGAUCAUCUAUAUGGGAUCUUUUAUGCUGAUGCUUCUUGUUCUAGGCAUCCAAGUGAAAUGCUUCCAUGAAAUUAUCACUAUAGGUUACAGAGUCUAUCGUUCCUACGAGCUGCCAUGGUUUAGAACACUCAGCUGGUACUUCCUACUCUGUGUAAACUACUUUUUCUAUGGAGAGACUGUAGCUGAUUAUUUUGCUACAUUUGUUCAAAGAGAAGAGCAACUUCAGUUCCUCAUUCGCUACCAUAGAUUUAUAUCAUUUGCCCUCUAUCUGGCAGGUUUCUGCAUGUUUGUGCUGAGCUUGGUGAAGAAACAUUAUCGACUGCAGUUUUACAUGUUCGCAUGGACUCAUGUCACUUUACUGAUAACAGUUACUCAGUCACAUCUUGUCAUCCAAAAUCUGUUUGAAGGCAUGAUAUGGUUCCUUGUUCCAAUAUCAAGUGUUAUCUGCAAUGACAUAACUGCUUACCUUUUUGGAUUUUUUUUUGGGAGAACUCCAUUAAUUAAGCUAUCUCCUAAAAAGACUUGGGAAGGAUUUAUUGGCGGUUUCUUUUCCACAGUCGUGUUUGGAUUCAUUGCUGCCUACGUGUUAUCCAAGUACCAGUACUUUGUCUGUCCGGUGGAAUACAGAAGCGAUGUAAACUCCUUCGUUACAGAAUGUGAACCCUCGGAACUUUUCCAGCUUCAGAGUUAUUCACUUCCUCCCUUUCUGAAGGCGGUGCUGAGACGGGAAAGAGUGAGCUUGUACCCUUUCCAGAUCCACAGCGUUGCUCUGUCAACAUUUGCAUCUUUGAUUGGCCCCUUUGGAGGCUUCUUUGCCAGCGGAUUCAAAAGAGCUUUCAAAAUCAAGGAUUUUGCAAACACCAUUCCUGGACAUGGCGGGAUAAUGGACAGAUUUGAUUGUCAGUACUUGAUGGCAACGUUUGUGCAUGUCUACAUCACAAGUUUUAUAAGGGGCCCGAAUCCCAGCAAAGUGCUGCAGCAGUUGUUGGUGCUUCAACCAGAACAGCAGUUAAAUAUAUACAAAACCCUGAAGAUGCACCUCAUUGAGAAAGGGAUCCUGCAGCCCACCUUGAAGGUAUAACCGGACCCAGAGAGGGAAAGACUCAAUCGACAAUAAGGAAUUCUACAGAAAAGCACUGACAGAUGAAAUUUUGUAAAUGUACAGAAAAAUGGUUGAAAAUGCACUAGAGUGAAGAUUUACAGACACGAAUGUUUCUUCUCUGAACUACUGUGAAUAUUUAACACACACUGACUUGAUCUAAGUUAUGAAAUAAGUAGCAAAUCAUCAUCAGAGUAUUCUGUACUUUUUUCUAAAGUGUAUUUUCUGAUGUUAACUUCCUUUCCCUUACUUGCCAUUUUCAUAAUUUAAAAGACUGUUUUAAAGAGUCAAAUACUAUCAAAUGAGUCAAUUGAGGAUGUCUUAAGAUUGCACCUGAAAGUGUGCCCUUUGCACAAAUAUUUACUUUUGCACUUGGAGCUGCUCUCGGUUUUAGCAGAAUGUUCUCUGGGAGGCACAAUAGGAAGUUCGUUCUCCUGCACUUCCUCCUCUUUUAGUUUGAAGUAUUUUCUGAGGACUGAGUUGGAUCCAAAACAAAAGGAAAGUAAGUAAUCAUUUGCCAGGGGAAAACAUUCCUCUUUUAGGUAGGUUUGAGAUUCAAGAGAGGGAGGCCGAAAUUUCUAUCUUUAUUGGCUGACAUCAGACUCUACUUCUGAUAAAGUUGUUUGGAAAAACCUGACGUCGCAAAAGCUUUUGAAGAGAAACAAAGGGGAGUUCUGCUCUGAAGAACGUGUGCAGCCUCCACAGAUGACAAGAGCUCAGGAGACUGCGUAAGACAGAGACACGUGGCACAGGCCACUUUGGGUCGAGUUAGUUCUCUGCUUUUCCUCGUUUCCCUGUGAACUGGUUUCUUUAAGUUCAAUAGCCAUGAGCACAAAAGAUGAAUACGCAGGGGUAGAGAGCAGGGGUGGUGGCUGAAGCAGAGAGGGGGUGCCCCGCUGAGCGAGAGUGACCCGUCUGUGGACAAGGUUCUGUGUCCCGGGCGUCCCUACCCGUCUCCUUCCUGUGCAGCUGGAGACACUCCACUGGCAGGAAGCUUGGAGAUCUGCCUGGAGGCCCAGACCCUGACUGACUUCAUGGGAGCAGCUCAUCUCUGUCCCUUUCCUUUUUCACAUCAUGUCAUAAAACCCAAGGACAUCAGCUGAUGAUAUUUUUCUUCCAAGAAUGAAAAUCAAGCAGGAGUGAUUCCCACCGAGAACAAAAAGCACACAAAUGUCAAACCUUCCUCUGAUGGACAGGAGACGAGGACAAGUUUCUUACCAGUGAAUGCAAAUAAGCUCAUGUUGCUGUGUGCUCUUUAUAACCAUACUUAUUGUAUCGAAGAGGCAGCAGUAAACCUUUGAAAAUUGCCUAUUGCUCCUUGGCUAAAUGUUCAGAGAGGAGAAAUAGAUAUAUUUUAAAGAAUGUUUUACUAAUGAAAAGAGGAAAUAUUUUUGUUUAAAUCAAAAAUAAAUUUCAAUCAUUUUAUAUUCCUGUUCUACUACUAUACCUACAAUCAAAGAGUGUGGAUAUGCAUGGGUCCCAGUACAGAUAUUCCUAGGAUGGCAUUUAAUGGGCAGCUUUAUCAAGUGCACUGCACGGUAGUGGGUGUAGCUGAACUCAGUACCAAGAUUUCUCAGUUUGGCAUUCAGUUGGUUCACAACUGGAUGUAUUCAGUCAGCAUUAUUUCACCCUAUUCCAUAAAAACCUAGAAUUGGCAUUGGAAAUGUUAUAAGACAAAAUGAUCCCUUAUAAAAUCAGGCUACCUACCAGUUAAUUUUCAGCAUCUCUCAUUAUUUGCCUCACAAAAGCUCCAAAUGUUGAUCAUACAGGAAUGUAGCAUAUCAAAGUUGAAAAGUCAAAUAAAAAUUUUGUAAUAGGAACUUAGUUGACGAAGAUUUGCACAAUAAAAACUCCUUGGAGAUACACAGUUCCCUUGCAUUUUCUAUAAGGUGACUGGUGAGGCACUGCAAUGCAGAGUUAUAGGAGAGCAUCACCGAAUACCUGUAUUGUAAAAUCAAUAUUAUAAUAAAAUAUUAAUCUAGAAAUAUUUGUGUCACAAUAAUAACUUUCCUCAAAUAUACUUUGAGUUGGGUGUACACUAUUCUAUAUGUAAAAAGUAAAUUGUUUUAACAGAGCGCUAAAGUACUUUUUUGUACUUUUAGAGCAUGUAUAUUAAAAUACAAGAUAUUUUAUCAGAUGAUAGCCAUAAAACCCUGACUUUGAUCAUUUUUGUAUUUGCACUAUGAAGAGGACUUAAAUUCUAGUAUAGCUACGUGAUGGCAGAAAGAUGAAAGACUAGGAACUUCCUUCAUGGUAAUGGUUCAUUUUUUCAAAUUGGCUAGUUUUGGAGGUGCUCUAAGGGUACCAAUUGGUUGACUUUUUAACCUGUGGGAUGCAAAUGUUCCCUCCGUGUUUUUCCCUUGUGGUGGUACAUAUACAUUUACUGUCUGAAAAGCAAAGACCACACCCACCCACCCGCCUUUUUUUGUUUUUUGUUUACAGUAUAACUUUGUACCUUGGUUUGAGCAAAGAUGGUAUCACUUUAUUCAGUGAAAAAGUAGAAGCAGUGUACAUAUACUGUAUGUGGGCAGGAGAUAGCUCAUGAUAUGUGUCCAUCAGUUCUCUGAAUCUUUUACUGAAACAUAGGAAAAUAAAACAGAUAAAUCACA
Messenger RNA from Myotis brandtii (Brandt's bat), 3962 nucleotides. It is a transcript of the gene CDS1, whose product is annotated as CDP-diacylglycerol synthase (phosphatidate cytidylyltransferase) 1. The record is from RefSeq and is a predicted model, not a curated record. Lineage: Eukaryota; Metazoa; Chordata; Mammalia; Chiroptera; Vespertilionidae. The transcript has 13 exons. Gene Ontology annotation, molecular function: phosphatidate cytidylyltransferase activity. The coding region runs from base 34 to 1335 and encodes 433 amino acids. Gene Ontology annotation, cellular component: endoplasmic reticulum membrane.